Messenger RNA from Alosa sapidissima (American shad), 1696 nucleotides. Its product is annotated as syntaxin-11-like. Gene Ontology annotation, biological process: synaptic vesicle fusion to presynaptic active zone membrane; exocytosis; intracellular protein transport. Gene Ontology annotation, molecular function: SNARE binding; SNAP receptor activity. The transcript has 2 exons. The record is from RefSeq and is a predicted model, not a curated record. Gene Ontology annotation, cellular component: SNARE complex; presynaptic active zone membrane; endomembrane system. The coding region runs from base 322 to 1218 and encodes 298 amino acids. NCBI's taxonomy places the organism in Eukaryota, Metazoa, Chordata, Actinopteri, Clupeiformes, Clupeidae.
GAGUCAGGUCAGUUUCAUGUAAAUUCCCCCUCUGUUCUGAUAAGACUUCAUGCUGGUGAAACUACAGGUGGCAGGUGGGCUGAAACGAACCCGGGCAUUGGCUGAUUAGAGUUUUCGGUUGAAUGACGUCACGCUCGCCCUCUGCCUCGCAGCUGUCAGACCCUCUCGGUUCUCUUUGAUGCACAUUUUACGCGGAGAACGAGAAGGAACAGCAGCUGCCCUCGACAUCGCUGAACUCAUGGGAAGCAUCUGGAAUCGCCGAGACAAGGAUCUUUAGGAUUCGUCCAUUCUAGGGGAUCCCGGACGUGAAAGCAGGUGGCGAUGCGGGACAGACUGAGCUCUCUGCGCUCGCUGCACUCCCUCCCUGGGACCACGGGACAGCUGGAGGGCGGGGCCUACGCGCAGGCGGCCGGAGACUGGUCCAGACAGACGAGUCUGGAGGAGGAGGAGGGGCCUAUGGAGGAGGCGGGGCUAGGGGCGGGGCCUGUGGAGGAGGUGCUGGAGGAGGCGCAGGAGGUGCGGCGGGAGGUGCAGAUGCUGCGUCUGGACGUGAAGCGUCUCCGCGAGCAGAACGCGCGCCUCCUCAGCGAGCCCUACUUCUCCGGGGAGCUGCAGCGCGACUCCAACGGCAUCGGCGGCGACAUCAAGACGCGCGGCCAGGACACGCUGGCCCGCCUGCGCAAGAUGGACGCCCACGCACGCGAGCUGGAGGACGAGCACGGGGUCAACUCGGCCGUGGCCCGCAUCGCCCGCACGCAGUACGCCUGCCUCAGCAACGGCUUCCGCGACGCCAUGGCGGACUACAACGCGGCGGAGAUGAGCCAUCGUGACACCUGCAAGGCGCACAUCCAGCGGCAGAUGGAGAUCGUGGGGAGGGACGUGUCCGGCGAGCAGAUCGAGGAGAUGCUGGAGGGCGGCCGCUGGAACGUCUUCGCCGACAACGUGCAGUCCGAGGGCAAGACGGCGCGGUCAGCGCUCGGUCAGAUCGAGCGGCGUCACCAGGAGCUGCUGGAACUGGAGAGCCGCGUGCGCAGCGUCCACGAGGUCUUCCUGGACGUGGCCAUGCUGGUGGAGGAGCAGGGGCCCAUGCUGGACGCCAUACACACUCAUGUGCAGAAGACAGACGUUGCCACCGGCGACGCGCUGCUCAAGAUCCAGACGGCCAAGAAACACGACAAAAACAACCCUUUAAAAAAACUGUUCUUCUGGAAGCGCUAGCAUUGCUACUCCACAAGGCCUGGUGCUACCUAUACACUAAUAGUGCUGAGUCAUGCACGUCCUUUAUACAGGACCACACACACACACACACACGUUUUUAUUAGGAAACCAAACUAACAUCCCCAGUAGUGACCAGCGGCUCAUGUGGAGUAGCCUGUGAGUCUACUGGCUACUGGCAUUUGCUGUGUCAUUGGGGAGGUCUGGGACUGUCUUAGGGUGGUCAGUUGGUGUCUGACUAGCCGCUAGGCUACUGGCUUAGGGUGGUCAGUUGGCAUCUGACUAGCCGCUAGGCUACUUUACUUUAUCUCCCACAAGGGACACUUGUUGCCGUGGAGAGGACUGCUAUUUUGAUUUGAAACCAGUCAUCAAUAUUAAAGACUUGAAAUGUUUAAGACCACCUUUUACUUUGUGUUUUAAUACAAAUAUGAAAAAGCCAUAUAAAUCUUUACUUUGUGUUUUAAUAAAAAUAUGAAAACGC